AACCAUUUUCAGUCUCGAAAUUGAAAGUACGUGAUGCAACACGUGUGAAAACAUACGGAUGAUAAAAAUUGCGGAAAUAUGACUGAUAUAACGCCAGAAGUGGAGAAUAUGUCAAUUAAAGAAGAAGACAAAUUAGGGGCAGGUGAUGACGACUUCAUCGUGAAUCCCUGGGAAGUGGUCUCCACCUCAGCAACCGGGGUAGACUAUGACAAGUUGAUAAAAAGGUUUGGAAGCACCAAAAUAGAUGAUGCCCUGAUUGAGAGAAUGGAGCGGGUCACAGGGAAGCCUGUUCACCAUCUACUGAGGAGGGGGAAGUUCUUCUCUCAGAGGGAUAUGCACUUUAUCCUAGACAUGUAUGAACAAAAGAAGCCAUUCUAUUUAUACACUGGAAGAGGGCCUUCAUCUGAUUCAAUGCAUAUGGGUCAUCUUAUUCCAUUUAUCUUCACCAAGUGGUUACAGGAUACCUUUGAUGUACCCCUAGUUAUACAGCUGACUGAUGAUGAGAAGUACUUGUGGAAGGAUCUUACGCUGGAACAAGCCAAUCAUAUGGCCAUGGAGAAUGCCAAGGAUAUUAUAGCCUGUGGAUUUGAUAUUGAGAAGACAUUCAUUUUCAGUGACCUAGACUUUAUAUCGAAUAGCCCAGCUUUCUACAGAAACAUGUGCCGGGUUCAGAAGCUGGUUACCUACAAUCAGGUGAAGGGGAUCUUUGGUUUUGGUGACAGUGACUGCAUUGGGAAGAUAAGCUUCCCGGCUAUCCAGGCUUCUCCUAGCUUCAGCUCCUCCUUUCCCGAGAUCUUCAAUGGCCGGGCUGACAUUCCCUGUCUUAUACCUUGUGCAAUAGAUCAGGACCCCUACUUCAGAAUGACCCGAGAUGUGGCUCCGAGGAUGAACUGCCUGAAGCCGGCCUUAAUCCACUCCACCUUCUUCCCGGCUUUACAGGGGGCACAGACCAAAAUGAGUGCAAGUGAUGCCACCACAUCAAUUUUUGUGACAGACUCUGACAAGCAGAUCAAAGAUAAGAUCAACAAGUAUGCCUUUUCUGGGGGUGGAGCCACUGUUGAGGAACACAAGGAGAAGGGAGGUAACUGCGAGGUUGACGUGGCAUUUCAGUACAUGACAUUCUUCAUGGAGAGUGAUGAAAGACUGGAGGAAAUUAAAAAGACUUACACAAGUGGAGAGCUGUUAACAGGGUUCCUGAAGAAGGAGUUGAUAGAAAUUCUACAGAAGUUGGUCGGAGAACAUCGAGAGAGGAGAGCCAUGAUCACCGAUGAAGUAGUCAGGCAGUACAUGAAACCCAGGAAGCUUAAAUUUGACUACCCCCCACCCACACCUCCAUCAGAGAAAAAGAAGAAAAAGAAACAUAAGAAUACUAAAGCAGUUUGAUUGUAUCUGUGCUUUAGUGACAUUUUAAAUGACUUCUUUUUUUUCAAUUCAUUUUUUUUCAAAAGACUUUAGGAUGUAAUGUACCAAGUACCAGUACUUGUGAUUGUUUUAUUCUCAGGUCUUCAGUUCAAACCAAAAAUUCUGUGUUUAAUGUAUGUAUAUGCACUGCUUUUAAGUUGGGUAUUUAGUGACUAGGAAUCAAUAGUUAUAACUUGUAUGAGUUCACCUUUUGAAUUGAUUCAACAAUAAACAGAUACUGAGGGUAAGUACAAUGGUCAAAAUUUUCUCAUUUGGAAAAACAAAAGUAGGCACAUCUUUAAGAUCCUGCAAUGCAUAUAGGUUUUAGGACCACUGUUUCAAAUAUAAUUCUUUUUAAUCUAUAUACAUGUACCUGUGCAUUAUUGAUAAACUAAAUUUGAAAGUAUUUCUAGGUAAAUGAUUAAAUACUGUGUAUUUUGCACACAAAUGUAUGAUUUACAGAAAUUGUAACUGUUAUUAACUGAAAGGC
Messenger RNA from Saccostrea cuccullata (small rock oyster), 1891 nucleotides. RefSeq names its product tryptophan--tRNA ligase, cytoplasmic-like. Gene Ontology annotation, molecular function: ATP binding; tryptophan-tRNA ligase activity. Gene Ontology annotation, cellular component: cytoplasm. Gene Ontology annotation, biological process: tryptophanyl-tRNA aminoacylation. Bases 79 to 1383 code for a protein of 434 amino acids. Lineage: Eukaryota; Metazoa; Mollusca; Bivalvia; Ostreida; Ostreidae. The record is from RefSeq and is a predicted model, not a curated record. The transcript is spliced from 8 exons.